Messenger RNA from Pediculus humanus corporis (human body louse), 2127 nucleotides. RefSeq lists its product as uncharacterized. Gene Ontology annotation, biological process: homophilic cell-cell adhesion. Lineage: Eukaryota; Metazoa; Arthropoda; Insecta; Psocodea; Pediculidae. Gene Ontology annotation, cellular component: catenin complex; plasma membrane. Gene Ontology annotation, molecular function: cadherin binding; calcium ion binding. Bases 1 to 2127 code for a protein of 708 amino acids. The transcript has 13 exons. The record is from RefSeq and is a predicted model, not a curated record.
AUGAUUUUAAACCAUUUUGUAAUGAUGAUAACAUUUUUACAUUUAACAAAAUCGGAUAAUAGAUGUUUUUUAGAAAAUGGCGGAUCAUCGGAAAGUUUUUUCGUUAGCGAAAGUCUUCCAGUUAAUUCAAUAAUAGGUGUUCUUAAAGUGUUUGGUAAUCCAUCUGAACAAUUUGGAGAUAUAACGUUAAAACUUCAAAGGCCCGACAGUCCGGUAAAAAUAGCAAAAGGAUCGAAAAAUUUAACACUCGUUAGACAAUUAGAUAAAGAAGGUAUCAUCGGUCCUUCUUCUGUUUAUGUUAAUAUACUUUGCGAAAGACGAGGAUUAUCAUCCGAUCCUGGAUACGUCAUACCUGUUAACAUAAGAGUAACCGAUGCGAAUGAUAACGCACCUGAAUUUAUAAACGGACCAUACGUUCUUAAUAUAUCAGAGGUAACAGUUAUAGGUACGAGAGUUUUACAAGGUAUACGAGCUGUGGAUAAAGAUCAACAGGGACCAUUUUCAACGGUGCAAUAUUCCGUCGUACCUGGUCCUUAUUCGGAUUAUUUUGUUUUUUUAAACGCACUAGAAGGAACUUUGAUAUUGAGAAAAAGUUUAGAUUAUGAAUCCAUAACAAAUUUUACUAUUAAAAUCCGUGCUCAGGAUUUAGGUUCGCCACCUCAAUAUAACGAUGCAGAAGUUAAAAUAAACGUCAUCGAUGCAGACGAUCAAAAUCCUAGAUUUAUUACCGAUAGGUAUUCAGCCGUUCUACCUUCACAACCUGCCGUAGGUACCAGAUUACGUUUAGUACCUUUUGAUUUGAUUGCAACAGAUCAGGAUAAAGGAAUUAAUUCUCCAGUAUUUUAUUCAUUUAAUUCAGAUGGAGUUGAUUAUCAACUUUUUAGUAUAGAUCCUGCAACAGGAUUCAUAACAGUUGCCAAAGAAUUAGAAGAAGAUGAUCUCAAUCAGCCAGCGACAUUAGUAGUUCGGGCAACGCAAGUAGAUAAUAAAGAUAGGUACGCACUUGCAACGGUUACAAUAUCCCGUAAGGGAGGCGGAGUUCAAACUCUUCAUUUUCUCCAAAAACUUUAUUUGGCUGGAGUUUUGGAAAAUGCACCUGUUAAUAGUGUUGUCCUUACAGCUGUUACUAAUCGUCCGAGGGACAAACGCGUUCGUCAAUGGCUGGAAAAAGAAGAGGGAGUUUUUGGAGUUAGUAAUACUGGAGAUAUAACACUUCUUAAACCUUUAGAUUAUGAAACGCGUGACGUUUACGUAUUUCGAGUACACGCUACGGAUGGUCGAAUCAAUGACACGGCAUUAGUUAAUAUAACCGUUUUAAAUGUUAACGAUUGGGAUCCGAGAUUUCGAUAUCCCCAAUAUGAAUUUUUUGUAUCUGCAAAAGACCUGGAACCUGGACAUGUCGUUGGUACCAUCGAAGCAGCAGAUGGUGAUAGAGGUGAUCAUUUGACGUUAUCAUUAAAAGGACCUCAUGCUCAUUUAUUUCGUAUUAAUAAUUCCGGUCAGCUGUCAAUAAUUUCAUCACAAAGUAUAAAUUCAUCGGAUGCUCAUAUAGUAGCCGUUGCUACGGAUAGUGGUCUUCCUCCACGGCAAACAAGCGUGCCAAUAACGAUACAUUUUCCUAAUAAAAUAAUCAAAGCUGCCAACACAUGGCUUUCAGGGGGUGAAAGUUUUUUAAUGAUUGGAGUAUUUUCAACCCUUUUAAUUUUUCUUUUAUUAAUUAUAAUUGCACUCGGUCUUUAUAUACAUAAAGGAAAAAGAAAAAAAAAAGUCGAAGACAGUUCGGAAAAAUCAAAUUCAUCAAGUUCGACAGAUUGUAAAACAUCCGACAGUUCAUCUUCACUAUCACCCAAUUUAAUGGAUGUGGAUGGUAGAGUUUUCAAUAAGUUUAAUCCACCGCCAUCUACGAAGAGAAUAGCUCCGACACCACCACAAAUUUCAGAAGAACAAGAAUGUACCUGUUCUCUAGGUUCAAGAGAAUGGAUGAACGGUUCGAUUCCAAGAAGAGUAAAAAAACUUAGUUGGGAUGAUGAUAAUGAUGAUAACGUUAACGAUAACAUUCAGCGACAGGAAAGGCUAUUGUCAUACUGGACGAUGGUCGUCGCUCCUGAUCAAUGCACGGAAAUAUAA